AUGUUGGAGAUCACGCCGCCCACGAGGAUAGCGAUGUUCCCGGCCAACUUCCGCGAGUUGCUUUUCGCACCGGCAGCACCCGCUAUUCCUCAAGCACAACAAACGCUCCAGCCCGGUCAGAUCUUCCAGCUCGCACAACCGAAAUGGCCCAGUGACGCUCUCAUGCCUUCCUUCUACGCUCUUGCGGCUACCACGAUCUUUUCAGCCUUCUUCAUGGUGGCCUUCAAAGAUCUUGCCGCUCUGAUCAACUACUUCUUUCGUUCAAAGCUCGGCGUUGCAGGCAAUCCGAUCUUCGGUAUGUCGCUGUCGCUGCUUGCAAUCACGAUGCUUAUCGUCACGUACGAGAACGACAUCAAGAAGCGGAGUGGGUAUUAUGCCGAAGGCUCAGAUCCACGGUACAUGGUCGGUUUCAGUGCGUUGGCUUCCUUAUGCGCAGUUUUCUGGGCGAGCAGUGUAGUUCAGACGCCUGCGUCAGCGGCAGACGAGACGGAAUCAGACGUAAUGGAACAAACAAAGGCGGAGGAGAUGAAAGGAUCAAGACGACAGCAAAAGAAGCAAGCAAAGCGCCAAGCAAAGAAGCUUACCGCCAAGCAAGAGUAG
Messenger RNA from Ustilago hordei, 600 nucleotides. RefSeq lists its product as uncharacterized. The transcript has a single exon. The record is from RefSeq and is a predicted model, not a curated record. The coding region runs from base 1 to 600 and encodes 199 amino acids. Lineage: Eukaryota; Fungi; Basidiomycota; Ustilaginomycetes; Ustilaginales; Ustilaginaceae.